CUGCUUUUGCUUAAGGCCCCAGCAGCCAUCCCUGGCAGCGCCGCCACCCGGCCCGUCCCGCUGUCCCAGCCAUGAACGUGCCCCACAAGACCUCUCUGCCCGAGGGCAUCCGAGUCGGUACCGUGUUGAGAAUUCGUGGCGUUGUCCCGGACAAGGCUGGCAGGUUCUAUGUAAACCUGCUGUGCAGUGAGGAGCCGGGCGGUGAGGCCGCCCUGCAUUUCAAUCCUCGGCUGGAUGAGUCCACCGUGGUCUUCAACACCCUGGAGCGCGGCGCCUGGGGCCAAGAGGAGCGGGGCUCGGGCAUUCCCUUCCAGCGUGGGCAGCCCUUCGACGUGCUCCUCAUCGCCACCGAAGAGGGCUUCAAGGCUGUGGUCGGGGACUCGGAAUACCACCACUUCCGCUACCGCAUCCCGCCGGCGCGCGUGCGCGCGUUGGAGGUGGGCGGGGACCUGCAGCUGGAGCUGGUGAAGAUCUUCUGAGCCCUUCCAGGAGCGCGGGUGGGGGUGGGGCGCAGGGGUCUUGGGUGGCAAAUAAAGUCUUAGCCGCUUAUCUGUG
Messenger RNA from Vicugna pacos (alpaca), 555 nucleotides. The record is from RefSeq and is a predicted model, not a curated record. Lineage: Eukaryota; Metazoa; Chordata; Mammalia; Artiodactyla; Camelidae.